AUGGUGAGGUGCAUGUCAGGAACAACAGAGCCUUUUAAGGUGGAGGUGGGGCUGCACCUGGGGUCAACACUGAUCCCGUUCAUGUUUGCCAUCAUUAUGGAUACUUUCACAGACAACAUCAGGAAGGAAGCUCCAUGGAGCAUGAUGUUCGCGGACGAUGUGGUGCUCUGCUGCAAGGGGAAAACCGAGCUGGAGGAGAACCUAGAGAGGUGGCGUGAUGGACUGGAGAAGAGAGGAAUGAAAGUCUCGAGAGUGAAGACAGAGUACAUGUGCUUGAACGGAGUGCUCGGAGGAAGCGUACGGAUAAAGGACCAACUGUUGCCAGUAAAGUAA
Molecule: messenger RNA, 333 nt
Organism: Penaeus indicus
Lineage: Eukaryota; Metazoa; Arthropoda; Malacostraca; Decapoda; Penaeidae
Exons: 1
Coding region: 1-333 (110 amino acids)
Source: RefSeq, a predicted model, not a curated record